Hydractinia symbiolongicarpus is the source of this 6381-nucleotide messenger RNA. RefSeq lists its product as uncharacterized. NCBI's taxonomy places the organism in Eukaryota, Metazoa, Cnidaria, Hydrozoa, Anthoathecata, Hydractiniidae. The transcript has 30 exons. Gene Ontology annotation, cellular component: centrosome; nucleus; mitotic spindle. Gene Ontology annotation, molecular function: cysteine-type endopeptidase activity. The record is from RefSeq and is a predicted model, not a curated record. Gene Ontology annotation, biological process: meiotic chromosome separation; proteolysis. The coding region runs from base 326 to 6217 and encodes 1963 amino acids.
ACGUAAAUGGCUGACAUAAUUUCUUGCUGCAGUAAACAAAUUUAUUUAAGGAUGAAUGCAACGUAUUUUCAAUUAUGCAGAGAAUUUAUGACAAAUUUUUCUAGAUUUUUUGACAUUUACUUUUACGGGGUAGGACAUAUAAAUUUCAGUUCAGGUUUUGUUCUUAUUGUUUUUAAAUAAUAGCAAGUAAUAAUGUCAAAAGGUCAUAAUAAUAUGGAGAUUUAAAAACUUUUCAUAUAGAUAUAUACUUGUAAACAUUAUGUUCAUCACUGGCGAAGUGCUUGCAGACACUUUAGAGUUUCUUGUCAACUAAGAAAACGUCGUUAUGGCACCUUCAAAAUCAAGGAAGGGCAGAUACAAGAAUGUUAGUGUCACUAAAGACGGCAAUUUGUUAAAAGAAACUUCACCUGUCAAAAACGUGGAAAAUGAAAACAAAACUGACGAACUAAAACAUCCAAAUAAACACCUUGAGGAAGUUAUACUUCUGAUAAGUAGAAGCCACAACAACGAGAAAAGAUCGAAUGUGGAGAACCUAAAUGGAGAUUUACUGAGAAAAAAACUUCAGACUGAAAAAUUCUUCACCAAUUCUUUGUUGCUAGAAAUAAAGGAUUAUUUUCAGCCUUUGUUGUCGAUACAAGAUCGUGAAAAUAAAUUGAUUUAUUUGGAUGAUGCGUUAAAAGUUUUAAGAGGUCUGAUUGAUAUGUUGGAGAAAACAGAUAUUGAUCAGCUUGAAUCAGUAACUCUAGCUUGUAGCUUGGCUUCAAAAUCAUUUUUGCACUGCUUUUCCCCAAAAUUGGCAUUGAUUGAGGAACUGUGUGAAAAAGCUGUAAAACUUAUGUUUCAUAUAAUGAAGCAAAUGUACAAAAAACCAUACAUAGCUGGAUUAGUGGUUAUCGUAAAAGAUAUGCUGAAAUUGCUCAUGCAGAUGAAACAGCAUGAUGGAUUUUUUAAUGAAGACAUAAAAAAGCUAUUUUUCACCACACAUCAAAUGUGUUACGCAUUAUAUGCUAAAUUUUUACCUAAUUGCAUCAAAACAAAGUCUAGUGACCUCGCGUUGCUGUUCGAGUUACGGGUAAUCAGUUUGGCUGUUUUGUCUUACGCAGAUUGGCAAAAAAAUAAAUUUAUUGAAUGCACUGAAGAAUUUAUUCUCAGAUGGAGGAAAAUUUUAUUUCAAUCUUUUAGUUAUGAAACAGAAUAUGUAGUAGAGAGUUUAACUUAUCUUGUUACCACUUUAAAUAAACUUUUAAACUGUGAAGAGUCUUUCAAACAGAUAAAACGAAUUAGAUGGGAAUUAACUUAUUUAUAUUCUGGCAUUAUAAUAUCAAACAACUAUGACAUACGUUUUGAACGUGACUUUCAAAGCUUGCCCUGGAAAGGGUGUUUAGAUCAAUUGGAUUUAGCGGGAUUAAAAAACUUAUGGAUGCUAAAAAAAACACUAAUGCAAGAUUCAUCGAGUUGUCAUCACAAACUGACAAUCAUCACGAAGAUCACGUCAGACUUUACAUUGUGUUUGUUAAAAUACAUAGAAACGCAAGAGAUCAAUCUGUUCAAAAUAUUCGAUUUCCUAUCAUUGUUAAAAUUUGCACACAAACAACAGAAAUAUUUAUGUAGAUGUUUUCUCCAAUUUCAUUUAAAUUUUUUACGAAUAUUACUAAAGACAAAAAGAUUCAUUCAAGCAUUAAAAAGUUUGAAAGAAAGGGAGCAAAAGAUGCAUUUUCAAUCUUUGUGUUAUUGUUUAGCUGAGACAUUAAAACAACUUUAUGGGUUUCUUUUUACAACCAAUGAUGAUACGUGUCAGGACUGCAAAAAUGAUGAAAAUUCACGAUUGUGUAUUGUCGAAGAAUACAAAGAUUUCGCAAACACUGUGUUAAACUUUGUGAAUAAAGUUAACACAAACAACCAUGAAGAAGAUCUUCAAAAACUUGAAAAUUGUUUUUAUAAAAUUUCAAUAGCAUUUAAUGUGAAUCGUGAAUAUGACCUCGCUGUCCCAGGUUUUUGUUUUGUUGUAUCCUUUGCAACUAAAGUGAUGGAAACUAAUGACAAUAAAGUAUCUGACAUUAAAGAGAUCUGUGGAAAGUACAAUGCUCUUAUUCAGUGUUAUACCAAGUUGGAAAAGACAAGUUUUGCAUACAAAACAAGUGUACAAUUGUUAAAUAAACUGAAACUCAUGUCUACCAUUCUUUUUGGCGAGGUUGAACCAUUUCUUUAUACUCAAGUUCAAUACUAUGUCAAGCUCAAGUUUUGGCUGGCUGAUUCAAAUGAAAAAUUAAAACCUAAACUUUUAAAAAGUUGUUUGCGUGAUGAACUGGAAGAACUUCCUGAAAAUAUGGAUGAAUUUUGGUCUGUAGUGUUGCAGCAUGAAUAUAACUUAUGUAAAAAACAAAGCAAGUAUGAUAUUCAUGACUUGCUCAAAAGAUUAGUUGAAUUACGUAAAGAACUUCAUGAAAAAGAAGGGGAUCUGCUGAAGUAUUCAUUGAUGAUGUUGGAAUUUGCUUCCCUGUCGGUUUUUAAAAGAGAUGAGAGACAUCAUUGGUGCCAGGAAGCAAUUAGCACACUUGAAGAAAUGCACAAUCAACUAUGCGAUAGCGGAGAUGACUUAGAAUGGCAUGUCCGUGAUGUAUUAGCAGUUGGUUAUUUUCAAACAAGUGUCAUGCAGUAUGAGGAAAAGGUAAUGGAAUCGUCUGCAGAUGAAAAUCAACACAUAAGUGAUUUAAUUGGAAGUUGUUCUGAAGAAAGUGAUGACAGUGGUGGCAAUCUUGUUGACAAAUUACACGAGGAAGAUUACCUUGACAAAGAAUUUUUAAUAUCAUUAAACAUGGCGGUGGAGCUAUGGACUGAAAUCUGUCAACAUGCUAUGACUGUUGCACAUGAAAAGAAUCAGGCUGCACUUUUCCAAAAUGGUGAGCAAGCUGCUAAACUUUUGUAUGAUAGUGCUGUCUUUUAUUCCUUAGUAAGUCAGAACUUUAAUGCCAUUCAAGCUGCCUAUUUAUCUGGAUUUAUAUAUCAAAUCCUUUCAUCUGAAAGUGCGGCAACAGAAUUUAUUGAAAAACAAACAAUGGCUUGGUCAUUUGCUGCAAUGCAAUUUCUUAAUAUUAAAAAUACAAGUAAAGGAGAAGCAUUGCUUGAAAAAUUAAAGGCAAUGAAAGUGGAAUCUAAGCCGACCCAGCAUCAAAUAGAUGUUACUACUGCAGCUUAUUUACUUACUAGUGGACAGAUUGACCCAUCAGUAUGUAUAUUAAAGAAUGUACUCGAAGAUCUGUCGUCCGAAAAAACAAAGAUGGCAUUUACACUAAAAAGCGAUGUGUUUUAUCUACUUUCAUUUUUAAAGUUGCUACCAUCAGCUAAGAAAAACGAAGAACUCUCAACUGAAGCUGUGGUAGAUGAACACUUUCCAGCAAAGUCUCCUUUCCCUCUCGUUGCUGACAGUUUGAAAUUUUUAAGAAGUUUGUACGAGGCUUGUAUCUUGCAAUUGCAAGUUGACGGUGGUUUUACGUUUUCGUCAAGUUGGUUAAUCCUUGAUAAACUUAUAAUGUGUCUAUCUUAUCAAGCUGAGUUGUUAAAACAGCAAGGAUCUGGAUUAGAAGCUAAAUCCUAUCUCAAAGAAGCUCUAUUACUUGCUAAAAAGUUCCAUCUCUCAUUCAGAGUUGUUGAUAUCCUUCAGAAACUAGCUUCUGUUGACAUGAUGCUGCACAAUGAGUUAUCCUUCAAUCAGUGUUUCAAUGCAACAACAAAAAUCUUACAAUCCUCAGUUCUGGAUUGUUUACAAAACGAUGAUUUAUAUUUGCCUGAGUUUGUCACACAUGUUCCUGAAUGUUCGUGCAAUUACUGUGUGUACCCUAAACUUCAAGAAAUUCAUAUUUCCUUGUACCUGCAAUACAUCGAAAGCAGAAGACAAUUUUUCAAAACUACGCUUGAUGAUGAGCGAUGCCAGCAGAUUGUUGAUGCGCUGAUCGAAAAUGCAAAAAAUCGAUAUACAGAAUCUUUUCAUCAAGUGACUAAAUUAAUCGAUUUAACUGCCAAUUGCAGUGAUGAAGGAAAUGUGACUGAAGAAACAAUAAAGUCGGUAAAAAGGAAAGUGACAAAGAAAAAAAGAGUUAAAAAGUCUACCCCUGUCAGCCAAGUUGAUACCGAGCUGCAUUAUUUUUCUAAAUACGAUGUAGAAGCAAAGAUUAUUAAGCCAAGCUUAAAACAAACAAAUAUUUGUAUGAUUCAAACUGUGGAGCAGUUGAUUGUAAACAUGGAAAAAACCAAACCAAUGCACGCCACUCAGCACGAAUUUCAUCGUCUCACUGCACAGCUUUAUUGUCUUCGAAGUUUGUUAUGUCUUGGAGAGGAUAUCAUACAAAAACAUUGGUACAAAAGUAAGACUGUGGAAAGUGGUAGUGAAACAACAAGAGAAUGCAGCGUUGCUAAGAAAGGUAGAUCUCAAGGUCGAAAUAAAGUUGAAAAGAAGCCCACUAGAAAAGCUAAGUCUCAGAAAAAAGUGAAACAAGAGGUAUUGUCAGAAGAAGAGGAGCAUGCAGCAGGUUUUAGUAUGCAUAACUUCAUAGAGGAUCUUAAGAAAGCACUUUCUGUGUUAAACCCAUACACAGACACACUCAUCAUUAAGGCGAUUUAUCAAAUCUUGUCGGCCAUAUCAGGCAUAUCUGAUGUUAACCUUGCCACAACUUCACAUCUGCUGUCAUCAGCGAGAAUUCUUCAUCAACAGAUCGUUAGUUCGUGCAGCAAGAAAAUACAGAAACUAAAAAGUGAAAAGAAGAAUGGUCUAAGUGAAUCCAAACUACUUUCUACAACUAACAUACUGGAAAAGUACAGUGAUCCAGAAUUUGUGUUCAGUGAAGAAAAAAUACAACCUUUGAUAGACAAAUACAUACCUGAAGGUUGGUGUAUAUGCAGUCUGUCACAAUCUGAGGUGAAUUCUAAAAAAUAUUUGAUGAUAAGCAGGGUGGAAGCUUUUAAACCUGCAGCUAUUGUAAACAUCAGCUUAUCCAAUUGUGAAGAGCAGAAUCCUGCAGGUAAGAGUGUUGUGUGUGAUCUCAUCGCAGCGUUUAAUGACGACUCUGAGGAUUUAUUUGAGAAGUUUUUAUCCAUACAACAACAGAACAUGGAUAGCAUGAAAUUAAAAGACAGGAAAUCAUGGUGGAAUGAAAGAUAUCGACUGGAUCAACAGUUAAAGUCCAUCAUGUCAAAGUUAGAGAACGAAUGGCUGCAAGGAUGGAAAGGCUUGUUGCUUGGUAACAUUGAUGACGAUGAAGAAGAAAGAAAAAUAUUAAAAAAUGUGGAAAGUAUUAUGGAUGAGAUUACAACAUCUUUUGGAGUGGAGACAAAUAGCGUAUUAGUUAAGGCUUUAAUCAAUGGAUUUAAUUAUUGCUCUGAAUCCCAUCUCCUGGAAAGUUUAAGAUUUAUGUUUGGUGAUGCCAACGCGGAGAAUGCCCUUAAGAUAUUUAAAAAACAUAUCAAACAGCCUGUUAAAACAAAGGGAAAAUCUAAAUUAGGAUCUGAGUCAUCAGAGAGUUCAAUUACAAAAAGAAAGCCUGUGAUACUAGUGUUAGACAAGACUAUACAGAAAUUACCCUGGGAAAGCAUACCAAUUCUUCGGGAUCAACCAAUUUCUCGGAUGCCGUCACUUUUACUUGCAGCUACACAUUGUAUGAACAAUCAGGAACUUUUGUUAAAUGGAGUAUCAACAGAAAAAGGAUUUUAUAUUGUGAAUCCAAGAAACGAUCUUAAGCGCACUGAGGAAAUAUUCUCUGAGUGGUUCAAGAGCAAUGGUUGGGAAGGUAUCGUGGGUAGAGCUCCCACUACAACAGAAUACACUGAAGCUCUCACAGAAAAUGAUUUAUUUAUAUAUUGUGGCCAUGGUAGUGGUCAGGAGUAUCUUCGAUGGGAGGCACUACAAAAACUUGAGUGUAGGGCGGUUUCAAUAUUAAUGGGUUGCAGUAGUGGGAAACUGACUGUUUGUGGAGAAUUGGAAGCACGUGGCAUGGUACAGUAUUAUCUAUUAGCAGGAUGUCCGACGGUUGUCGCUAAUUUAUGGGAUGUAACGGAUAAGGAUAUCGACUUAUUUUUGGAAUCACUACUCAACCUUUGGAUGACAAAGUCAAAAGGAACUGAUAUUGCGCAAUGUGUUAGUGAAGCAAGACAAGUGUGUAAAUUACCUUAUCUGAUUGGUGCUGCUCCCGUUGUUUAUGGUUUACCGAUAAAAAGUCGGAAAUAGGCUGGCUUAAAGAAGAAGCGAGAUUGGAUACGUCAAGGACUAGGCAUUAUUCAGAAAUAAAAAAGAUGAUGGAGAAUGGUUUUAUGUUGUUGUUUUUUUUAUAUUCGAUAUGUGAUGAAUUUUAUUUUAAUUUAUAUCUAUAAAUAUCUAACUCUAAUGAUUAA